Messenger RNA from Mytilus trossulus (common blue mussel), 1917 nucleotides. RefSeq names its product TATA box-binding protein-associated factor RNA polymerase I subunit A-like. Gene Ontology annotation, biological process: transcription by RNA polymerase I. The coding region runs from base 669 to 1781 and encodes 370 amino acids. The record is from RefSeq and is a predicted model, not a curated record. The transcript has 10 exons. Gene Ontology annotation, cellular component: RNA polymerase I transcription regulator complex. NCBI's taxonomy places the organism in Eukaryota, Metazoa, Mollusca, Bivalvia, Mytilida, Mytilidae.
UGAUUGGUGUACAAUACUUGUUUUUCAUGCUUUAACAUGUUUAAUAGAGUAAGAUAUAUUUACACUUUUGGUAUAUAGCUGAAUUACAAAAUGUAUGACCCAGAGGACUGUAGAUCUGUCUCCUGAUUAACUUCUGACAUCAAAGUGAAACAACAAAUCACUUUUUAAUUAUGAUGUCAAAUUUGUGUGAUGCAAAAUUUUAAGGGAACUUUUUUUACUUUACAUCAUUGCGAACCAAUUUGCAUAAAACAGUGUAAAUUUGUCUGUUUUUAUCCAGAUAAUUCAGUUAUUCAUGCAACUUAAGGAGGUACCUAACACUACAGGGAGAUAACUCUGUAAACUCAGCAGAUCCUUUUAAUGAUGUUGUGUUCAUAAGGGAAUAUUAUGCUUCUCAAUGAUUAAAAUAAGUGUUUGUAAAACUGCUAUAAAACCAGUGUAUUUUUUCUGAUUAAAAGGUUGGUUCAAAUUUUUUGAAAUUCUUAUAUUUUUGUUAAAGGGUCAAAGUAAAUACUUUAUCCAAAUUUUAAGAAAAUUAAACGAGCCAAAUUAAUUUUAGUUAAAGUGUUAGGUACCACCUUAAAUCAUUGUUGCUUAUCUUGAAUGUUGUAAGGAUUAAUUUAUUUUACACAGAUGAUCCAUUGUGUACGAAGGGAGAUAACAAUGUUGAUAUGGUCAUACCCAAACUACUGGAUGUUCUCAGAGAAUGUUUGUCCUCCCAUAGAUGGUCUCAAGUGGUACCAGUCAUAAAACAGAUAUCUAAACAUGAACUUACAACAUUCUGGAAGACAAGUAUGGAAGUUAUGUAUGUAUCUGAAUCUUCAGUCCCAUUGGUGCAGCAACUUGUCAAGGAAUUGAAGACUGUACGUCAACUCAGUUGUCAGGAAGUUUUGUUAGAGUACCUCAUGUUUUUACUUCAUCAUGGUAAAAUUGAUGAUGCAAAACAGAUUUCACAGGAAAAAAUAAAACAGACAAGAUUCCAAAAGAAUGCUCGAGAUCAUCACACUGAGGUUUUAUACAAAUCGUAUCUAGGUUUGGUAUGGUAUGUGGAAUGGAAGUUUCUGAAGAUGAAAAUUAAAGAUUUGGAUGAAAAUAGUGACCUUGUAUCUAACUAUGAAGAAAUAAUGGCUGUUUAUGCACAGAAAGCUAUGAUUGGUUUCCAGCAAGUCUCAGGAGAGAUUGGAGUCUGGGAUAUAUUUGUUACUAAACAUGUAGAGAUUUUAGAACACUAUGACAAAACAGAAGAAGCAAAAGAUAUCCUGACAGAUUACAGAGACAGAAAUACAGAUAAUCUAAAUGCUCACAAAUAUUUCUACUAUUUCUGUGUAAGAAAUGGUUUCUCUGAGAACGAGGAGAUUCAAUUACUAAUGAAUAUUGCAGAAAAGUGUCCCUCAGAUUCUUUGGUUUUACAGUUAUGCAACAAAUUGGUUGAAGAUAAUAAAAUACCAGAAGCCUUGAAUUUCCUGUUUUAUUUACUGGAUUACAGUUGUUGGCAGCAAGAAUUAAAACCUUGGAAACUACUGGUAGACUUGAUUGAUACAAGAAACAAAAGUUUAGAGGUGAUUCAUACUUUAGAAGAAAUUUGGAAGAUAAGGCAAUCAUGGUGGCCUCAGUAUCAUUUUACCAGCUAUGACUGUCCAGAAACAAGGGAGGAAUGUGAAUUAUGUUUAUGUAAAGCUAGAUAUGCAGUAUUUGUUUUAGGUCAAGAUUUUCAAAAUAUACAUAAAGACUUUCAACAUUUGAGUAAGACUAAAAUACAAAUGUUAAUGUCCUCAGUGACUUGACUUUAAAAGUAAGGCCUUCCUGAAUGGUGCCAUACGUAUGGAAUGAUGAAAUCUACAGAAGAGAUUUCAGAACAGAUACCUGUUCCCAUGACUACAAGUAAAAGGAUUGAAUGAUGGACUCCCUCCAAAGACCAAA